UGCGCUCAGGAAGAGCCGCGAGGCCAAUAUGGCUUCCUGCACCUGGUGACGGUUGAAGAAACGGUGUUAGAUCUCAUGGAGAAGACUCGGGGCGUCGAGGAGACUCCAUCUUCAGAACCUAUGGAAGAGGAAGAGGAGGGGGAGGACGACUUGGAGCUCUUCGGUGGCUACGACAGUUUCCGGAGCUAUAACAGCAGUGCGGGCAGCGAGAGCAGCUCCUAUCUGGAGGAGUCAAGUGAAGCAGAAAAUGAAGAUCGGGAAGCAGGGGAGCUGCCCACCUCCCCCCUGCAUUUGCUCAGCCCUGGGACUCCCCGCUCCUUGGAUGGCAGUGGUUCUGAGCCAGCUGUCUGUGAGAUGUGUGGUAUCGUUGGUACAAGGGAAGCCUUCUUCUCCAAGACUAAGAGAUUCUGCAGCGUUUCCUGUUCCAGAAGCUACUCCUCCAACUCCAAGAAAGCCAGUAUCUUGGCCAGAUUACAGGGAAAGCCGCCGACCAAGAAAGCCAAAGUCCUCCACAAGGCAGCCUGGUCUGCCAAAAUCGGAGCCUUCCUCCACUCGCAAGGGACAGGACAGCUAGCAGAUGGGACACCAACAGGGCAAGACGCGCUGGUCCUGGGUUUCGACUGGGGGAAGUUCCUGAAGGAUCACAGUUACAAAGCUGCUCCCGUCAGCUGUUUUAAGCACGUCCCACUCUAUGACCAGUGGGAGGAUGUGAUGAAGGGGAUGAAGGUGGAGGUGCUCAACAGCGACGCCGUGCUCCCCAGCCGGGUGUACUGGAUCGCCUCUGUCAUCCAGGCCGCAGGGUACCGGGUGCUCCUUCGGUACGAAGGUUUUGAAAAUGACGCCAGCCACGACUUCUGGUGCAACCUGGGGACGGUGGACGUCCACCCCAUUGGCUGGUGCGCCGUCAACAGCAAGAUUCUGGUGCCCCCGCGGACCAUCCAUGCCAAGUUCACCGACUGGAAGGGGUACCUCAUGAAACGGUUGGUGGGCUCCAGGACACUUCCCGUGGAUUUCCAUAUCAAGAUGGUGGAGAGCAUGAAGUACCCCUUCCGACAAGGCAUGCGGCUGGAGGUGGUGGACAAGGCCCAGGUGUCCCGGACCCGCAUGGCCGUGGUGGACACGGUAAUCGGAGGUCGCCUUCGGCUUCUCUAUGAGGACGGCGACAGUGAUGACGACUUCUGGUGCCACAUGUGGAGCCCCCUGAUCCACCCAGUGGGCUGGUCACGGCGAGUCGGCCACGGCAUCAAGCUGUCAGAGAGGCGCAGUGACAUGGCCCACCAUCCGACCUUCCGGAAAAUCUACUGUGACGCUGUUCCUUACCUGUUCAAGAAGGUUCGAGCUGUCUACACGGAAGGUGGUUGGUUUGAGGAGGGGAUGAAACUGGAAGCCAUUGAUCCCCUGAAUCUGGGCAACAUCUGCGUGGCAACCAUCUGCAAGGUUCUCCUAGACGGCUACCUGAUGAUCUGUGUGGAUGGGGGGCCCUCCACAGACGGCUCAGACUGGUUCUGUUACCAUGCCUCCUCCCAUGCCAUCUUCCCAGCCACCUUCUGCCAAAAGAAUGACAUUGAGCUCACACCCCCAAAAGGCUACGAGGCACACACUUUCAGCUGGGACACCUACUUGGAGAAGACCAAGUCAAAAGUAGCUCCGUCGAGACUCUUUAACAUGGACUGCCCCAACCACGGCUUCAAGGUGGGCAUGAAGCUGGAGGCCGUGGACCUGAUGGAACCCCGGCUCAUCUGUGUGGCCACGGUGAAGCGGGUGGUGCACAGGCUCCUCAGUAUCCACUUCGAUGGCUGGGACAGCGAGUAUGACCAGUGGGUGGACUGUGAGUCCCCGGACAUCUACCCCGUCGGCUGGUGCGAGCUCACCGGCUACCAGCUCCAGCCACCGGUGGCCGCAGAGCCGACCACACCUCUGAAGGCCAAAGAGGCCACAAAGAAGAAAAAGAAACAGUUUGGGAAGAAAAGGAAAAGAAUACCACCGACCAAGACCCGGCCCCUCAGACAGGGGUCCAAGAAGCCCCUGCUGGAGGAUGAGCUGCAGGCCGCAGAGAAGAUCUCACCGGAUCCUGUUCCUGAAGAGAUCAUUGCCGUGCGCGUGAAGGAAGAACAUCUAGACAUGGCCACGCCGGACAAAGCCCCGAGUCCAGAGCUGCCUGUUCCCCUCGAGAACAUCAAACAGGAGACAGACGACUGAGCCUUCCCCACUGCCAGCCCGGGGCUCCUCUGUUGCUACCACCCUUACCCCUGCUUUAGUUUGGAGACUGA
This is a messenger RNA of Odobenus rosmarus divergens (Pacific walrus), 2270 nucleotides long. RefSeq names its product l(3)mbt-like 2 (Drosophila) (gene L3MBTL2). Gene Ontology annotation, molecular function: zinc ion binding. Gene Ontology annotation, biological process: regulation of DNA-templated transcription. Gene Ontology annotation, cellular component: nucleus. The record is from RefSeq and is a predicted model, not a curated record. NCBI's taxonomy places the organism in Eukaryota, Metazoa, Chordata, Mammalia, Carnivora, Odobenidae. The coding region runs from base 76 to 2199 and encodes 707 amino acids. The transcript has 17 exons.